CAACUUCACAUUCUUCAGCAUGCUCCCUCUUCUCGCUGCCGUCCAGCUUGCUACGUUAGCUGGUGUGGCGCUGUCGACGCCUACAGGUGCCGAUACUGCCAAGCGGGCCACUUGUACCGUGAAUAGCGUUUCUACUUCGGAAUCCUUGGACGACUGCAGCACGGUUGUAAUUGAGGCUUUUACGGUCGAUGAUGGGGACACCGUCACUAUUUCGGCUGCUUCAGGCGCCACAAUCACCCUCACCGGAGACAUCACCUUCGCAUCGACUACUGCGGAUGGCCCAUUACUCACAAUUGACACCGACGAUGUUACCUUCAACGGAGGGGGAUUCACUAUUGACGGGAAUGGGGCAGAUUAUUGGGACGGACAGGGGACCAACGGUGGGGUCGACAAGCCGCACCCCUUCGUCAAGCUGAAGGGCUACGGCACCUUCGAGGAUUUCACGGUCCUCAACUCGCCCGCCCAAGCUAUCUCCAUCGGGACCUCCGAUACCACCGUCAUCUCCAGCGUAACCGUUGACAACUCUGCUGGUGACGUCGACGACCUCGGACAUAACACGGAUGGGUUCGACCUGAGUGCGUCGGACGUUACUAUCAAGAGCAGCACAGUCAAGAAUCAGGACGAUUGCCUUGCCAUAAAUUCGGGCUCGACGAUUGUGUUUGAGGACAAUACGUGCUCUGGUGGUCACGGAAUUUCGAUAGGGUCUAUCGCAACGGGCAAGACGGUGUCGGGGGUGACAAUUUCGGGCAACACGGUCUCAGACAGUCUUUAUGGAAUAAGGAUCAAAGUCGAUGCCGAUGCGAGCGAUGCCUCUGUCUCGGAUGUGACCUACUCAGGGAACACGCUGUCCGGGAUCGAAGAAUUCGGUGUCCUCAUUACCCAGAGCUACCCUGACAAUGAUGGCACGCCUGGAACCACUAGUACCAUUUCCGACAUCAACUUCACCGGCAGCAAGACCAGCGUCGCCGUCGAGUCGAGUGGCACUAAUCUGGUUAUCGACUGCGGAGAUUGCACUGGUACCUGGGACUUUUCCGAGUUGGAUAUUUCCGGCGGCAAGACGUCUGUAGUCGACUCUGACGAUGCCACGGUCUCCGGCGGCACCUACUGAGUACGGCUGCGACUUCCAUAUUUAUCACGGUCCAUGGUCAUUCUUUGUCGGACCUUUAUCGAAUGUAU
Molecule: messenger RNA, 1176 nt
Organism: Stereum hirsutum FP-91666 SS1
Lineage: Eukaryota; Fungi; Basidiomycota; Agaricomycetes; Russulales; Stereaceae
Product: polygalacturonase
Exons: 16
Coding region: 20-1108 (362 amino acids)
Biological process (GO): pectin catabolic process
Cellular component (GO): extracellular region
Molecular function (GO): polygalacturonase activity
Source: RefSeq, a predicted model, not a curated record